Messenger RNA from Salmo salar (Atlantic salmon), 2045 nucleotides. RefSeq names its product homeobox protein BarH-like 2. Gene Ontology annotation, molecular function: DNA binding; DNA-binding transcription factor activity, RNA polymerase II-specific. Lineage: Eukaryota; Metazoa; Chordata; Actinopteri; Salmoniformes; Salmonidae. Gene Ontology annotation, biological process: regulation of DNA-templated transcription. The record is from RefSeq and is a predicted model, not a curated record.
AGAGAGAGAGAGAGAGAGAGAGAGAUACGUUGAUUGACAUCUGGAGUGUCCUGCAGUAAAGAUGUGUGUAGGGAGAUCGUUUAUAUAUAGCGGCGCGUCCGGGCACAUUGUUCAUAAUAACCACUCUGAAGCACACUGCGCGGCUCAAGUUGAAGGCUAUUGCAGUUAGUACCGCCAGGAAUAGAACAAAACAAGCCUUUUCGGAAAACGGACGACUAAAAUGUAUCAAUAACACGAAUUUGCUUGAAGACACCCAAAUCUCAAGUUUGAACUGGUUUCAUUUUGACAUUUUGAACUAAUAUUUGGGCACAGUGCGAAAGCCAAGCACAUCGGGACAUCAUGCACUGUCAAGCCGAGUUGAGACUCUCCUCCUCCGGGCAGCUGAAAGCAGCCAGGCGUCGCUACAAGACUUUUAUGAUUGACGAAAUUCUUUCCAAGGAAACUUGUGAUUACUUUGAGAAACUUUCUCUUUACUCAGUAUGCCCUUCACUCAUCGUUAGGCCUAAACCUCUGCACUCAUGUUCGGGAUCCUCCUCACUGCGGGCCUACCCCCUUCUCUCAGUCAUCACGCGGCAGCCCCCCAAUAUGCCCCCUCACCUCUCCCAGCCCUCAUCUCCCGGCCAGGUUCCCCACCUGCCGCUGCUCUCCCCCCAGCACCACUCCCGGGUCUCCGAGGCCUCCCACAGCGAGACACCUGUCAGCAUCAGCAGCGAGUCAGACACGGAGCACAGCACCACCCGGCUAAAGAAACCCAGACGCAGCCGCACCAUCUUCACUGAGCUGCAGCUCAUGGGCCUGGAGAAGAAGUUCCAGAAACAGAAGUACCUCUCCACCCCUGAUAGACUAGACCUGGCCCAAUCCCUAGGCCUCACACAGCUUCAGGUGAAGACCUGGUACCAGAACAGAAGGAUGAAGUGGAAGAAAAUGGUGCUGAAGGGAGGACAGGAGGCCCCCACCAAGCCCAAGGGCAGGCCUAAGAAGAACUCCAUCCCCACCACCGAGGAGAUCGAGGCAGAGGAAAGGCUGGCCAGGCUGGCUGAGGAAGAGAGAAUGAGGAGGGCAGCCGAAGGGGCCUUGGCCGACAGAGAAGCACCCCAGUCGGAACCCCAGGACCUCAGCACGGUCGCCGGGGCUCCAGAAACCUACAAUCCCACGGCGGUGAGCGAGGGUCGAGAGCAGCAAGAGCAGUCACUCCCAAUGCAGUCAGAGACACAUGCUGCCAGCUAAAGAAGACAGUUAUUCAUGUCUGAAUGAAACAGCCAAAGACUGGUGCUGACUGGAAAACAGAAGCACUUACUGUAGUGCCUCAGGAUCACUGAAAAAAGCCUGUCUGGUAUUGAUUAGUCAGUCGUGUUUGAGGUUUGACUAGAGUGGGUGACAUUCAUAGGUACGGUAGAUCAGUUUGGUUUUGCCAUAUCACUUUUGCCAUAUACUGUAAUAAAAUGGUGUUUAAAAAAUAGUUUACAUGUAGAGUUAGACGUAUACACAAAUGAAACAUCCAGAAUUGUACAGUGCAUUUUGUCCCUGUGUUUUUGUUUUCCUUUUAGAACAACAUUAUCACCUCCCCAGCCUCAGACCUGCUUGUUUACCGAGAGAGGACUCCUUUAGUCACAUGCUAUCCAGUUUGCCUGAGUGUUGUAGCUAUAUGUAAAUCAACACUGUGCCACAGAUAUAACACAAAAUGACCACACUGGUCAUAGUGCCUUUUUCUCUCAGAGGAUAUAACAAGCUUUACCAGUCUAGCAACACCAAGGUUUAUUAAUACCAAAUUCAUAUCAAGUGUUCUUUUACAGUGUUUUACUUUUGCUUAUUAAAAAGAGCAACACUUUGGUAAAUAAUUACUAUAUGCUCUGAAUUACAGUUAACACUGCCGUUGUACUUAUUUUGUCAAGCUUUGAAAGGAAUUGUAUUUCUGUCCAUGAGCUACAGUAUCGUCUUGUUUAUUUGGUCAAUUAACUUGUGUUGUGUUGCUUUACAUUGGAUAGGUUUCCAAAACAAUAUACUGUAUUUCAAUUUGUAUCUAUAAAGACAUGCACUGCAACAUA